Messenger RNA from Morchella importuna, 261 nucleotides. RefSeq lists its product as uncharacterized. Lineage: Eukaryota; Fungi; Ascomycota; Pezizomycetes; Pezizales; Morchellaceae. The transcript is spliced from 4 exons. The record is from RefSeq and is a predicted model, not a curated record. The coding region runs from base 1 to 261 and encodes 86 amino acids. Gene Ontology annotation, cellular component: Ragulator complex; cytoplasm.
AUGGAUCCCACAGCCAUCUCCCGCUGGCUCUCCCAAGUCAUGGACACCCCGAAUGUCAAUGGCGCCCUCCUCGUCGAAGCUUCAACCGGCAUCUGCCUCGGAGCGUCCGGAAAGGCGACGGAGGACGACGCGACGUAUCUGGCGGUUGCGUCGCGCGAUGGGCUGGAUGCGGACGGUGUGGGCGCCGUGGUGUAUAAGGAUAGUAAGGUGUUGAUCAGGAAGGGAGAUGGAGUGCUGGUGGCGGUGUUUAUGGAUUUGUAG